AUGGAGGAAACCCAACCUACUGCCUCUGCAAUAUCAACAGAUAUUGCAGCCAGUUCGAUGAGUAAAUAUGAUGGUCUAAUUGAUAUUCCUCUCACUCACAGAAUUAUUGAUUCUCUAAUUUCGCUCUUCAACUACUUUGAUAUCUACGCGCCAAGGAUGCAAAUAGUUCAUACUAUCGUUACAUUCUUCAGAUUCUUCCAACUUAUUGGUGGCGCAUUCAUGGCUGCUAAUGCAGAUUCUUUUGCUACUGGCUCUUUGAGUUACAAGGCAAUGAGCAUAUGCACAGUAUUUUUCCAUCUAGUUCCUCUUGAAUAUCGUCAGGGAAAUGAAGGAAUAAUCCUUUAUUCCAUUAACGGAUUACUUGCAUUCUUCGGAAUCUACCUAGUAGCCACAGCUUUCCUUUAUAAAUCUACAUCUAAGGUUCCAAGAGUUUCUUGCAUUGUUCUCUCCAUUUUCAUGGCCAUUGGCCCAUUUUUACUUAUUCCAAUUAUCGCGCAAUACUCCGGACAGCUACUUUCAGGAUACAUUAUGAAGACAUUCAAACCUGAACCAGAAAAUAUUGGUGCUAUUAUAUUCUCAGGUGUCACUGUUAUCUUCUUCAUGUGGAUUCUUAUCAAAGCUUACUCUAUUGCACUUGUUUUCCGUCCAAUGUCAUUCGCAUCAAUAGAAGGAUCUCCACAAACGAAGUUAUUGAUCACAACUACAAUAGUUACAUUUGUCUCUUCCUUAACAACAUAUUUCACAUACAUUCCAUCUGCUCCAAUGAUUAUAAUAUCAAUUUUCUGCUACUUUUAUUCAGCCACAACAGUUUUUAACUGCGGAACAUUCGUAGACAGAAACCAUCAGAUUAUUGUUCUUGCUGGUUCAAUUGUUGGUAUUGUUUUAUGCUGCGCCAAUAUCUAUAUGAACUUCCAAUUGAAUGAUCAAUGGGGCCCAGAAUUCUUUAUUGGUUUCUUAGUUGUUUUAACUAUCACUUUCAUUUUUGUAACUCUAUUCAUCAAGGCAAGAGGCUCUAGAGAGCUGAAAUUAUUAGAUGAAAUUGAUGAGACACAAGACAUUUUAGUUGUUAAGAAGAACAAAUUCAAACAAUUGUUAAGUACAGGGUUCUCAUUCAACCAUCCUUGCUGCAUUAACUUUUCAAUAUUCAAACUUGCAUUAAAUGAAUGGAAGGAUGCUAUUGAUAUAUGGGCAUUAUAUGCAAAGUUCGUAGCAAUAUAUCCAGAAUCAGGUCCAUUUCUUUCAUUCAUUGCUCAGAAUGUUUCCAAUAUUCGUUCAAGAGAUAGUAUGAUUGACAUUAUCUUGAAUUCCACUAGCCAUAUCAUCAAAACAAGAGAAACAAAAUUCACGCCCCAAUUAAAGACCAAAAUUUCCAAAUUAGGUAAAGAAUUUAUGAAGACUAAGAAUAGACUUCGUAACAUUUGGGAUUUAGUUCUUCAAGGAAACAUCAAUGAAAUGAACACAGCUAUUAAAAGAUCUCAGGACAGUGUUAAAAACUGCGAAGUAGAUAUGAAUCAUUUAAAGCAGCAAUAUCCAAACAACAGAUUUGUUUAUAGACAAUAUGUUAUGUUCCUUAAUGACAUCAAAGGAGAUCCAAUUGCUGCAAGAGCUGCCAAAGAAGAUCUUAUCAAACUACAAAGAGGAAUAUAUGUUGCAGAAGAUACUGUUCAUGAAUUGGGUAUUGAAGCAUUUCCAAAUAUUCCUAAAGUUUGCGUUGAAAGUGGCGGACUUAUCAAGCAAAUCGUAGAAUGCGAAAGUGUUGAAGAUAUGACAACAUAUGAUGAAAACGAACAAUUUAAUAUUGAUGCAAUCGAACAGAUCACCAAGCAGAUUGAAAAGCAUUCAGUUCUUGCAAUCAGAUAUAUGUAUAAAUCAACUGUCCUUGCUUUUAUAUGCGUUGUUUUGGUACCUUUGGUUGCAUUGAUUCUUGGAUUUUAUGUGUUCAAAGCAGAUCUUGAAGAACCAAUUGAAUUCAUGCAAGGAAUCGCCUACACCAAGAAUAUUGCAUCAAUGCUUGCUGCUCUUGUUGGAAGGUUUUUAUUUGACAAAUUAGAUGAUCCAUAUAAUCCAGGAAAGAAACUCAUGGAGCCUUUAGACCUAAUUGAAGGAUUUAAUAUGGAUGCUUUUGGAAAUUCAAGGAAUACAGAAGAUAUAAUGAAGUAUAUUGCAAAUCAAGUAUCAACUGCAAACGCAUUGAUGUCAAAAGUAAGAUCAUUCAAACCAGGAAACAAAUAUGCAGAAUUAGUUAGAGAGUACUUGUUUACAACAGAUUAUUGUAACUUCACAAUAUAUCUUAACAAUACAUAUGUAAUUACAAAUCCAACAGAUAUACCAAGUGCAAGCUAUAUGAUUGCUAAUCAUGUAGGAAAACUUUUGGGUAUUGAAAAGAUUACACCAGAAAUUGCAAAAGGAACAGAUUCAUUGACUGCAAGAAAUAAUAACUAUCAAGCGGCAUCAAUGCUCAGCUUAUCAUUAAGAACAAUGCUUGAAUAUUUGAAAGAACAAAACAGAAAACUUCAGAUAAUAUUCGACAUUGUACUUUAUAUAUUAUUAGGUUUUGCAGUCAUUAUUUUCCCAAUUAUUUAUUUAACACAAGUUAGAAUGUUAAGACGAAACCGCUAUGAGAUCCUUUCAAUCUUAACAACUCUUCCAAAAACUGUAAUAUCAUCAAUUUCAUAUUCUUUCAAAUCAAAGGACAAUUCAGAUAAGAAUACAAUAAGUUCGACGGAUUCAACAUCCAAUUUAGAACUCAACAGGCAAGAAGAAAGCAUAAUUAAAUUAUUCUCUUCUAUUUCUGAUGGUUCUUCCAAAGCAUCAAUUGAAUUGGCUAAUUUAAUCUGUUUCAUUAUCAUCUUCGGAUUGACUUGCUUCGCAUAUUAUACUUCUACUAAUUGUUAUUCAACAUCAGCAAAUAAUUUAAUAUAUAAUGCUCAUCAUAUCAAUUAUGUUUUCGCUUCUAAUACAUAUAUGUUUGCUGUUGUUGCAAGAAUUUUCAAAAUUGCUCUUGCAAAAUAUCAUCCAGUAUUCGAAGAUUCAAUCAUUAAUGUUAACAAAGAAAUCAAUAGAAUGAAAGAAACAAUUCCAAAAGUUGUUAAUUACUUCCAAAGCAUUUAUCUUGGUGGCUCAGAUCCAAAGGAAGUUCCAUUUACUGAAUUAACUACAGUUAUUGAUACAGCUUCUGCUACACUAACUUGUCCAGGAAUUUAUAAACCACCAACUAAUGUUGCUGAUAGUGUACAUUGCUUUAAUUCAGAUCAACAAUACUCAGUUGCAACUGCAUUAAUAAUGUACUACUAUGUUACAAUGCAGGAAGGAAUAUGGCCAUCUCCAAAAGAUGAAGAACUUCAAGAUCUUUGGCAAAUUGGUCCAAUUGAAUUAUAUCAAACAUUCUUUUCAAAGGCAGGAGAUAUGAUUGUACCAAUUAUUGUAGAUUGUAUUGAAGAACAAUCUCAGAAACAAAUUGUUCAUUCUUGUGCUUUCAUUUGCUUAGUAUUUUUAGUAUCAAUUGUUAUCAUCAUUCUUAUUAAGAAUGAAGAUAAUUUACUUAAAUUCACACUGAAGUUAUUCCUAAGAUGCCCACCACAAUCAAUCUUAGGAAAUUCAAGAGUCAUGGAUCUUCUUUCUGGAAAUUACAAUUUCCACUCUGAAGAUUUGUCUGAAAGGCAUGUUUGGUUCUCAAAUGAAGUCGUUAAUAAAUUAAAUGAUGUUGUCAUUGUCUGCCAGGAAGAAACAAGCAAAAUUGUAACUGUCAAUGCAGCAUUUGAAGCAAUGUUCGACAUUAAACAAUCAGAAAUUGCCAAUAAGAAUAUCAAAGAAUUCUUCACUCCAGAAAGAUUUGUAAGCACUGAAUCAAUCGAAAAAGUUUUCUCGCAAAUUACAAAUCUUGUUUAUAAAAAGAGUGAUGGUAAUAAAGUUUAUUUAGAGUGGUCAUCAACUUGCGUUAGCGGCCGUAGAAUCUUUUCAGGAAGAGAUCAAACACAUAAUGUCAUGCAUGAAAUGCUCAUUGCUGAUGAAAAGAGAAAAUCAGAUUCAAUGUUGGCUUCGAUUUUACCACCAAUGUUAGUUCCAAGAGUUCAAGCAGGAGAAAAGAAUAUUUCUUUUGCUGUCAAGUCUGUUACAGUUUUAUUCUUAGAUGUUGUUGAAUUCACACCAUGGUGUGAAUCUCAUGAUGCUCAAUACGUUAUGAGAAUGCUCAACAUCAUGUUCAAAGAAUAUGAUGCAAUCACAAAUGCUCACAAGACAAUGACUAAGAUCAAGUGCAUCGGUGAUUGCUAUAUGGCUGCCGGCGGUAUCUUUGAUGAAGUAAAUCAGCCAGCAAUUCACGCUAAAGAAGUUGUAGAUUUCGGAUGUCAGGUAAUUAAAAAGCUUUUAGAGAUUGAUGAGCGUGAAAAUGAGACAUUAAGAAUCAGAGUUGGUAUUAAUACAGGAGGUCCAAUUGUCGCUGGAGUAAUUGGAACAGAAAAACCAACUUUCGAAAUAUUAGGUCCAGCAAUUAAUAUCGCACAUGAAAUGGAACAUCAUGGUGUUCCAAUGAAAGUUCAUAUCUCAAGACCAGUUUACGAAUUAAUUUAUGGUCAGAGUUUUGACAUCAAAGAAAGAGGAGAAAUUGAUGUCAAAGGCGGAAAAAUGUUUACUUAUAUUGUGGAGCCUUAA
Messenger RNA from Trichomonas vaginalis G3, 4650 nucleotides. Its product is annotated as guanylate cyclase protein. Gene Ontology annotation, biological process: intracellular signal transduction; receptor guanylyl cyclase signaling pathway; cGMP biosynthetic process. Bases 1 to 4650 code for a protein of 1549 amino acids. Gene Ontology annotation, molecular function: guanylate cyclase activity; peptide receptor activity. NCBI's taxonomy places the organism in Eukaryota, Parabasalia, Trichomonadida, Trichomonadidae. The transcript has a single exon. The record is from RefSeq and is a predicted model, not a curated record.